Messenger RNA from Drosophila kikkawai, 444 nucleotides. RefSeq lists its product as uncharacterized. NCBI's taxonomy places the organism in Eukaryota, Metazoa, Arthropoda, Insecta, Diptera, Drosophilidae. The record is from RefSeq and is a predicted model, not a curated record.
AUGAAGGGGCUACGCUGGCUGGUGCUGCUGAUCGUGUCCGCGAUCUGGCUACACGCGAUCCCGGAGAUCUCGGCCAGGGGCUGUGGCUCCCGGCUGCGACUGCGAUCCACUGAGCCGCAGAUCGAUCUCAGUGGGCUGAGUUCAGGGCAGCUGCAGAAACUGGCCCAGCAGCUGGCCAUCUUGCAGGCCAAGGACGAGGAUAAGAACGAGGAUGAAAACGAGGAGGCUGCUCAGGAGCAGGAUGAUCAGGCGGUGGACUACGCGGAAGAUCACAGGGGCAGCAGUCGUCCCUGGAACAGAGUCCAGCGCAUUAUUCGGCGGCAGCUGGUGAAGAUACCCAAGCGAUAUCUGCGGAAGAUCCUGCGGCAGUUCGGAUUGGCCAGGAGCAUCGACGGUGUCGCGCAGGCCGAACUGCAGGAGUACUACCUGAUACCAUUGGAGUGA